Lactuca saligna is the source of this 555-nucleotide messenger RNA. The record is from the annotation of a GenBank genome assembly. Lineage: Eukaryota; Viridiplantae; Streptophyta; Magnoliopsida; Asterales; Asteraceae.
AUGGUGAUCCCUUACGUUCUCAAACCAACCCUUCACCCACACAUCUCUUCAGCGACCACUGAAACACGCACAAAAACGACAUUGGCUGAGAUUCGAACACACACACAAAACACACACACUACACCGCCACACAUCAGGUGGCUUACGGUGACCCGGAAAGGGGUAUCAUCGGAACGCGAUAGCCAUCGGGUAGAGAUGGCGACGCUCAUGAGAGAAAAAGGAAAGAGAACGAGAGAGAGAAGGAAAGGUUUACCAAUACUGGAGAACGUAGAGGAACGGAGGCCCCCGACGUCGGCCUUGACUCACGCAUCCGACGGUAGUGAAACAACAAUGAUAGUGCUCUGCUUACUCGGUGGCUCAACUGAUCGGAAGAAUAGCAACCCACACAGAAAUGACGUAGCUGUAGUCGUCGGUCUCGGUGGCUCUUCCAGCUUCCCUUAUGUCACCGGCAACAGCAAGGAGGUGGUGCUCGCCGGCAAGGCAGAUGGCGACGCCUCAUUUGGAUGGAAGAAGAAGAAACGGAGUUGGCGGCCGAUGAAAGCAUUCGAUGGGUAG